UCAUGUCCGUCGGUGUAGACAGGCCGAUCAAUGUAGGCAGAAGUCGUGUGUACCGGAGGUUCAUGUCCUUGCUUGUUUGAUUUUUCCAUAACGUGGGUUAAAAACUCACUUGGUAUUCGGUGUAGGUCACUGUUUUCUUAUCAGUCGAUUUGACUUUAAAACACAGUCCAUCAUGCCUCUUCUUAAACAGUCCCCCAAAUUCUGGGAAGCCCUGAAACUGAAGCAAGGCAUCUAUGCUCGUCUCCCUAAACACUACCUCAAGUCCCUCGAGAAGAAGGAGCCCACCCCUGUCCACUGGAGACCCCUGGGAGUUCAGUACCGAGCCAACCCAAAGACUGGGCACAAGGAACGGGUUCAGGAUGUCCCUAUUCCCAUCUAUUACCCUCCACAUUCCCAGGACGGCCUGUGGGGUGGAGAGGGCUGGAUAAGUGGCUACAGAUACGCCAACAAUGACAAACUGUCCAAUCGCAUGAGGAAGACCUGGAAACCACAGGUGUUAAAACGAGAGCUGUACAGCGAAAUCCUUGAUCAUAAGUUCACCAUCCCUGUCACAGCCCGCACUCUGGACCUCAUUGAUGCUCUCUAUGGCUUCGACUUUUACAUUCUCAAAACAUCAAAGGAAGACCUGAACUCCAAGCUAGGGAUGGACCUCAAGAGGGCCAUGUUGCUUCGAUUGGCACGCAAAGACACAGAGCUUUACCCCAAUGACCCUGUCAAGAGAGAGAAGGUGUACAACAAAUACAAGCGGUUUGAGAUCCCAGAGGAGGAGGCAGAGUGGGUGGGUCUGAGUCUGGAGGAAGCUGUGGAGAAACAGAGGCAGCUGGAGCACAAGGAGCCUGAGCCCCUGUUUAAAGCCUGUGUUGACAAGCUGGCGGAGGAGCUGCGCCUCCAAAAACUCUCAGAGCCACACAUCACAAAGAAGGAGUGACAACCACAAACCAUCUGAGUGGGACAGAUGCAGCUUUUCAGACUGAAAAAUUAAGUAGGUUGAACGAUCAAGCUUCUCCAGGUGGUGGUGGGAUUUUGAUUCACCAAUUUUCUGCUCCUGAAACAUUUUCAGCACUGAGUGCUCACCUUGGAGAACUUCCUGAAGUUUCAACUUACCUUUCCAUCUGGGAGUGACACAAAGGACAAGGUUGUGUUGAACUAAUGCGUAUUUAUUUCAGUUCUCUUUUUCCUGUUUGUAUUUAAGACCCAUGCAAGAGACAUUUAGGAAUUAAGGCAAAAGCCUCCAUUAGUGUAAACACAGCUGAGAUAUAAGGCCCUUGUAUGGGAUUUCUAAAAAUAAAAUAAAAAACCCUGUUUCUUAAACCUUGUUUCUGCUCCUCUGUUCUCCAAUAAUUAUUAAAUCAGCUUAAUUAUAAAAUUGAUUGGUUCACUGCAUGAGGUGAGAUGUAAGCAAAAACAGCUUUAAGGAACAGUUUGACAUUUUGGUUAAUAUACUUACUCACUCUGAUGUUUGCAUGGUAAAUAUGUAGCUGGAGCCAGCAGCUUGUUAGCUUAGCGUAGUUUAGCAUAAAGACGAUAAAUAGGGCGACAGAGCAGUUUAAUCUAUAGAAAUUUUAAAAAAAUAAGGAUUUCUACUACUUUUAGUCUUAUGUGAUAGUAAAAUGAAAGUCUCUGAAUUGUAGACUGUUUGAUGACAUCCCCUUAGCUUUGGGAAACUUUGAUUUAUUUACUCUUGUAUUUUAUAGACCAAUCGAUUAAUGAAGAAAAUAAUGAACAGAUUAAUCGAUAAUGAAAAUAUUCAGUUGCAGGCCUAGAUCAAACUACCCAAAAGUAUUUAAAGUGGUUAAAAUGAGCUCCUUAUUGAAUGGCUACAAUAACAAUGAAUGUUGCUUUUAUGUUAACACCUCAGCAAUAGUAAUAAGAUUAUACAGGAUGCAAUAAUGCAAUAAGCUGUAAUAGAUAACGAGAUAGAUACUUUAUUUAUCCCCUAGGGGAAAUUCAUGUGUCCAUUAAUACUGCAUAAUGAGUAUUUUUACUUUUGAUACUUUAAUUAAAAGUUUUGUAGCAUUAGUAUUUUCCAUCAGCUCUCAGCAACAAGAGAAUGAGAGUAUAUCCCAGGAUGUCAAACUCAGUACAAGCUGAAUAUGCGUUUUACUACCGUUAUGGGGAUGUGAAACCAGGGCUUUUUAUUUCUGUGUUUGCCCAUUAGAUGGAACCAAAAUGCUUAAAAUGAAAAGAACGUAAAGUCGCCAUUUGCGUGUGGAGAGAUGAUAGAGCCAUCUGUGUCUCUCUUCAAAUCAAGUUAUAUCUAAUGAACUUCAGAAAUUAAUCAGGCUCAUCUAUAAAAACCCUGAUGCCAUAUGUUAACCUCCAAACAGCAGUUAAAUGUGUUAUAUCUCUGUAAUCUUUGACACUAUUGUUUAUUUCUCAGCAUUUCCUGGUCAGAGACGUUGGGUAGUACUACUAUCAAAACAAACAGUGUCGUAAUAAACCACACAUCUGCCCUAAUGGAGCAAAGACCCUUAUAUGGUGCUUGAGUUGACAAAUGGAAAAAAAGACAAAAAAUAAGGUUAUGAAAACAUAAAAAAAACGUUUCUUCCCUGGUUUCGCUUUCAGCACUUCUGGCCUGAUCUGUGUCAGUUAUAUUGGUGUUUUGUCACCUUGUGGUUGUAGCGUACUAUUAUGGUAAGAUGGGGAGUCCCUACUGGGGACUCCCGUGGGUGUUGUAACCUCGGCAACAGAGAUAUAAAUGAUACUUGGCACCUGUAAACAGAAAAAUUCACUCCUCAUAUAGAUACAGCUGCAGUCUGGAAUUACCCUUUCAUAUUGUGCACAUGAUCAAAGUUGUCCAUAUUAACAAAACAAACUCCGAAACUGACACACCAAGAGCCAAAUUUGGUCUUUUUCUUUUUUUCUCCUUUUUUGGCAGACAGAUGACAGAGGAACAUCUGGCUGGUUCAUCCUCAACCCACCGAGCUAAAUGAGGCUUGUGAAAGCUGAUGAUGUUCAACUGCAUUUUUUAAAUUUAAAAUCAGGCUACGAGGAUCAAUUAGGAAAUAAAAUAUGAUUAGUUUAUGUGAAACUGGCAUCCACGACCGUGACUUGUUCUGCAUCUUUUCUUUCCCAUCCCUGUUUGUCUUUACUUGUGUAAAUAUUUAUUAUGGUAGGCGACUCUUUACAGAUUCCCUUUCUAGUCCACCUUUAUUAUCCACAAAUAUUGUUUUUUUUGUUGUAAUGUUACUGUCAGGUAAACUUUGAAAGGGGCACAAUAAGUUAUACAAAGGUUCCUUGACUUACAGAUACCCGUAGAAACACUGUACAUUAAAAAAAAAAAAAAAGUAGAUUUUUACUCACAGCCCCAUUCCACCACUUUGGUCCAGAUUGAAAUGUUUUAACAAUUAUUGGAUGGAUUGAAAUGGAAAGAUGAAAUCUGGCACAGACAUUCAUGUUUUCCAGAGGAAAAAUCUAAUGACUUUGGUGAUCCUUGACUUUUUCUCUGCGCCACCAUGAGGUUCACAUUUGUUGUUUUGAGUGAAAUAUCUCAAAAUCUUUUGGAUGGAUUGCCAUUAAACUUGGUAUAGUCAUUCAUUGUCA
Seriola aureovittata is the source of this 3543-nucleotide messenger RNA. RefSeq names its product mitochondrial ribosomal protein L28 (gene mrpl28). Gene Ontology annotation, cellular component: mitochondrial large ribosomal subunit. Lineage: Eukaryota; Metazoa; Chordata; Actinopteri; Carangiformes; Carangidae. The transcript has 6 exons. Gene Ontology annotation, molecular function: structural constituent of ribosome. The record is from RefSeq and is a predicted model, not a curated record. The coding region runs from base 173 to 928 and encodes 251 amino acids.